Argentina anserina (silverweed cinquefoil) is the source of this 2603-nucleotide messenger RNA. RefSeq names its product histone-lysine N-methyltransferase family member SUVH9. The transcript has 2 exons. The coding region runs from base 73 to 2085 and encodes 670 amino acids. NCBI's taxonomy places the organism in Eukaryota, Viridiplantae, Streptophyta, Magnoliopsida, Rosales, Rosaceae. Gene Ontology annotation, molecular function: zinc ion binding; double-stranded DNA binding; histone methyltransferase activity. Gene Ontology annotation, cellular component: nucleus. The record is from RefSeq and is a predicted model, not a curated record.
GUAGCUCCCUUCUUCUUCUUCUUCUUCUUCUCCCCAAAACCCUAAUUCAAACCAAACCCUCUCACCUUCCACAUGGGCUCCCGCCUCCCAAUUCUUGACCUCAAUGCCUCCCCUACCCCUCCUCCUCCUCCUCCACCCGCCCCCAAUCCCGCCGUAGCCCCGCUCAGGGUCCCCAAAAUCGAACCCAAAGCCGAGCCUUACGAUGAUUCCAUGGACACCGCCACCGCUCCACAACCACCCCAACCGCCACAAGAUCCCUCCGACAUUUUCCUCAUUUCCCAAACUACCCCUCCGGCUGCCACCCCCGCCGACCAGACCACCGUCUACUCCGAGUUCCACCGCAUUCAGGAGCUCUUCCACACCGCCUUCGCCAAAGGAAUCCAUAACGGCGGCGGCGGCGGAGGAGAGGAGGACGGCGUGGUGUUGGACCCGGAGACCGGCGCGAUGGUCCCGGUGGAGGACAACGGCCAGAACCGGCAGCUGGCGGAGGCCGUCCACCGGAAAAAGUACCCGCAGCGGUCGAACGAGCUCGUCCGAGUCACCGAUCUCAGCGUCGAGGACCACCGCUACUUCCGCGAUGUCGUCAGGAAGACGCGGAUGCUCUACGACGCGAUUCGGAUCAUCUCAAUCGCCGAAGAAGAGAAGAAGAAUCCGGGUCAGGGGAAACGGACCCGGGGCGACUUACGGGCCGCGUCGGUGCUCCGGGACCGCGGCCUCUGGCUCAACCGCGACAAACGCAUCGUGGGGUCCAUCCCAGGGGUCUACAUCGGCGACUUGUUCUUCUUCAGAAUGGAGCUUUGUGUGGUGGGAUUACACGGCCAGGUCCAGGCCGGAAUCGACUACCUCCCGGGGAGCCAGAGCUCCAAUAGGGAGCCGAUUGCAACGAGCAUUAUCGUCUCCGGUGGCUACGAGGACGACGAGGAUGCCGGCGAUAUGAUCAUCUACACAGGGCAUGGAGGGCAGGACAAGCUCAACAAGCAAUGUGCACACCAGAAGCUCGAGGGAGGGAACUUGGCAUUGGAGAGGAGUAUGCAUUACGGCAUUGAUGUGAGGGUUAUUAGGGGGAGGAAGAUACAGAGUGCGGUUUCGCAAAAGGUGUAUGUGUAUGAUGGUUUGUAUAGGAUUAUAGAGACUUGGCUUGAUGUUGGGAAAUCGGGGUUUGGUGUGUAUAAGUUUAAGUUGCUGAGGAUUGAGGGGCAGCCCGAGAUGGGGAGCUCGGUGCUUAAGUUUGCAGAGAGUCUUAGGACUAGGCCCUUGUCUGUGAGGCCGAGGGGUUAUCUUAGUUUGGACCUCUCGCAGCAGAGGGAGAAGAUUCCGGUGUUGCUUUUUAAUGACAUUGAUGAUGAUCAGGAUCCGUUGUAUUAUGAGUAUCUUAGGACGGCUGCAUUUCCGACUCAUGUGUAUCAUCAGUCGGCAAAUGGCCAUGGCUGUGAGUGUGUUAGUGGUUGUAAUGACGGUUGCUUCUGCGCCAUGAAAAACGGAGGGGAGUAUCCUUAUGAUCAGAGUGGGUUUCUUUUGAGGGGGAAGCCUGUGGUGUUUGAGUGUGGGGCCUUCUGCCGUUGUCCCCCAGGGUGUAAGAAUCGUGUCAGCCAAAAUGGAUUGAAAAAGAGACUAGAAGUGUUUAGAUCAAGGGAAACAGGUUGGGGAGUUAGGUCUUUGGACUUGAUACAUGCCGGUGGUUUUAUAUGCGAGUAUACAGGAGUUAUUCUCACAAGGGAGCAGGCUCAUAUCUUUGCUAUGGAUGGUGAUAGCUUGAUUUAUCCCCAUCGGUUUGCUGAUAAAUGGGCAGAAUGGGGAAACUUAUCUCAGAUUUAUCCUGAUUAUGUGCGUCCUACUUUUCCGGCAAUUCCCCCUCUGGAUUUUGCAAUGGAUGUGUCAAAAAUGAGGAAUGUUGCUUGUUAUAUGAGUCAGAGUAGCACUCCAAAUGUGAUGGUGCAGUUCAUUCUCUAUGAUCACAACAACCUGAUGUUUCCUCAUCUUAUGCUAUUUGCAAUGGAGAACAUUCCUCCUAUGAGGGAGUUAAGCCUUGACUAUGGGGUAGCAGUGGCUGAUGAAUGGACAGGCAAACUUGCUAUCUGUAACUGACGAAUUUUGAAGGUGUGAUACAUGCCCGACAAAGUUAUGGGAAUAUGCCGCCGUAAGAAUUCAUUCAGGCCCUGUUUACGGAAAAUUUGCUAUCUCGCUUUUGAGUUCCCUGGUCCUUAAUUUUUGUAUAUGCUGGCAAUGUAAAUUUUCCUGUCAGAUGAUCCAAAAGUAUUGGCUUGGCUGAUGUACACGACAAUUGCAGCUACCAGGUGGAGAAGAAAAACUGCAAUUACGUUGCUCGCUGACCAAGCCACAGACGUAGCUGCAAUGAUGCGCUUGACAUUUUUCACUGUUUAUAAUUUCUCGACUUCUUUGAUGACAAAGUCUGCCCUGCACAGCCAAGCAAUUCUACUACGACUGAUAAUACUUGCCCUUUAGGUUUAUCAAGCUUGUAAACCCAACUGUACUAAUCCCUUGUACCCACUUGUAGCAUUGUAUAUAUAAUGACAAAUGGCUGAAGUUUGUACAUAAAUUGUAUAAUUAGUAUUCCCACUUGAUGUUUGCAAAGAUCCAUUUCU